AAACUAUCUUUGGUGGAGACACUCGCACGAUUCGAGAAGGACGUGAAGCGAACCGACACCGGGUUCCUGGCGUUAGCAACAGAGGUGGAAACCGACGGAGAGAAGACCUCGGAACCUCCAGGAGAAAUCAAGAAAUUGCUGAAGGAAUUCCAAGACAUUCUUCCUGAUGAUCUACCGAACGAGCUACCGCCAUACCGCACGCAUCAACACGAAAUCAUAGAGGAACCAGGUUCGAAGCCGACCUUCCGAGCACCAUAUCGACUCAGCCCUACGGAGCUGACCGACAUGAAGAAGCAGAUCGAGUAUCUCCUAGCCAAAGGACUCAUCCGACCAUCUACUUCACCAUACGGUGCCCCAGUACUCUUCACCCCGAAACCGGACGGAAGCCUGCGCAUGUGCAUCGACUACCGAGCUCUUAACAAGCAGACCAUCAAGAACAAGUAUCCGAUACCACGAAUCGAUGACCUGCUUGACCAGCUUCGGGGAGCUACGGUAUUUUCCAAACUGGAUCUGCGGUCCGGAUACUGGCAGAUACGGAUGGCGGACAACUCUAUCUACAAAACUGCUUUCCGAACUCGGUACGGAUCGUACGAGUAUUUGGUCAUGCCGUUCGGACUCACCAACGCACCAGCGGCGUUCCAAGCAGAAAUGAACCACAUCCUACGCCCACUCUUGGACGAAUGCGUGGUGGUGUACCUGGACGACAUCCUCAUCUACUCGCGCGACAUGAAGCAGCACGUCGAACACCUGCGACGCGUCUUCGAAAUUCUUCGACGGGAACGUUUCUACGUCAAACUGUCCAAGAGCGAAUUCACCCUGGAGAAGGUCCAAUUUCUAGGACACAUGGUGAGCGCUCAAGGAGUUCACGUCGACCCCAAGAAAAUCGAAGCCGUACGUACGUGGAAGACACCCAAGAACGUGAAGGAGUUGCAGCAGUUCCUAGGCUUCGCUAAUUACUACAACAGGUUCGUGCCACAGUAUGCGAAACUCGCGGCACCACUCACGAAUCUGCUGAAGAAGAACACGCCCUACAAAUGGGAGACGAAGCACCAAGAAGCCGUGGAGCAACUGAAACAAGCACUGACAUCCGCACCGGUGCUCAUCUUGCCAGAUCCCGAACGUGACUACGUCAUUGAAGCAGACGCCAGUGAUCAGGCCGUGGGAGCAGUCUUGAUGCAAGACCAGGGGAAUGGACUGCAACCAAUUGCCUACCUCAGCAAGAAACUGCACGGGGCAGAACUCAACUACCCGAUACACGACAAAGAGGCUCUUGCUAUUGUCAUCGCCUUCAAAGCAUGGAGAUGUUAUCUCGAAGGACGUCAAACAACAGUCUACACCGACCACUGCAGUCUGAAAUAUCUGAAGACACAACCAACCCUUUCCAGGCGGCAGGUCCGGUGGAUUGACUUCCUCGAGACACACUUCCACUACGACAUCGUGUACAAGCCCGGCCACAAAAACAAAGCAGACGCCCUCAGCCGGCCUGCACACUGGGGCAAUGACAUUGCGUACCGGAAAGGAUCAACGAAAAUCUGGGUACCCAAUUACCCUCCUUUGCGCCAGUUACUACUCGAAGAAUACCACGACGUCCUCUACGCCGGACACUUCGGUAGCAACAAGACGCUGACCGGUAUCGCAAAACACUACUACUGGCCUCACUUGGCAGAUGAUGUUCAGAACUUUGUCACCUCGUGUGAUACAUGUCAACGGAUGAAGAGCAGUAAGCAGAAGAAAGCAGGACUGCUACAGCCUCUUCCUGUCCCAGAACAGCCAUGGCAAGUGGUUAGCCUGGAUUUCAUCACCGGGUUACCACCUACCACUAGCGGUCAUGACGCAAUUCUUGUCGUCAUCGACAAAUUCUCUAAGAUGGGACACUUCAUCCCGACACACACGACGGCACGCACCGAGGAGACAGCACAACUCUUCGUUCGCUACAUCAUCUCACAGCAUGGCAUUCCAACUACACUCAUCUCCGACCGAGGCCCCAAGUUCACCAGCAAGUUCUGGAAGGAACUCAUGUCUCUGCUUGGCACCAAACUCGCCAUGUCAUCCGCAUACCAUCCGCAGACAGACGGACAGACCGAGCGCCUUAACCAGAUUGUGGAGCAACUCCUCCGAGCAGCCUGCAAGGACGAGAUCUCCAAAUGGGACUUGCACCUGCCCGUUCUGGAGUUUGCUUACAACAACGCCACACAUGCUGCUAUUGGACAGACGCCGUUCUUCCUCUGCUACGGACGCCACUCACUCACACCACAAAAACCGACAGCAUCCGCUACAAUUCACAACGCCUUCCAUGUCCAACUUCUGAAGCCCUAUCGGGAUCCUAACACGAUCUUCGUGGGACGCCAGCCGCCGCCGCCGCCGCCCGUCCUCGUCCAGAACGAACCCGAGUACGAGGUCGAGUCCGUGCUUGCACAUCGUCGACGUCGGAAUGGCACCGUGGAGCUUCUUAUUCGUUGGAAGGGCUAUGAUCCUUCUGAGGACAGCUGGGUCUCUGAAACCGACAUGGGUAACGCCCGUCGUCCUCUGCAUGACUACCUUUGAGCCAAGGCCGCCACACGUGUGCAGGCA
This is a messenger RNA of Closterium sp. NIES-67, 2571 nucleotides long. The record is from the annotation of a GenBank genome assembly. Lineage: Eukaryota; Viridiplantae; Streptophyta; Zygnematophyceae; Desmidiales; Closteriaceae.